Malassezia sympodialis ATCC 42132 is the source of this 1548-nucleotide messenger RNA. RefSeq lists its product as uncharacterized. NCBI's taxonomy places the organism in Eukaryota, Fungi, Basidiomycota, Malasseziomycetes, Malasseziales, Malasseziaceae. The record is from RefSeq and is a predicted model, not a curated record.
AUGGCCGGCGGUCUGCGCAGGUCUGCGCGUGCGGUUCGGCGCAGCAGGGCCGAUGAGACGGGGCCCCUGGACAAGGGCACAGACGAGAUGGUCGUGCUCUCUGGCGAGGACGCGGCCCGCCUCGUUGCCAUUAUGGACAGUGCGAUGCCGGGCGUGCUGGACCGCCAAGGAGGCACAGCAACCCUGCGAGAAAUGCUCACGGCCUCUGCACCGCUGGAUGCGGUCGAGAUCUGGAAGUGCGUGGCGUCUCUGUGCGCCCCUGCCGCGCGCACAGAUGCGCGCGACUGUAUGGGCGUGCUGCUAUUCCAGCACCUGCUGACCCAGCUGUUGCCGAGUCUGGCCACGGCGGGACCUGUGCAGGCCCAGACACGCGCGGAUGCAUUUGCGCUGCAUAUGCGGCUCCCCGCAGGCGACUACUUCACGAACGCGGUCGCACUCACGGAGUCGGCUCGCGCUGCGCUCGACACGGGCGCGGCGGACGGCGUGGCUGUGGCGCCGCCCAUGGGCGUCCCGCCUGUGUAUACGCUGGGAGACUGUGCCACAGUGGCCAAGCCACUUCCAAAGCCGAAGGAACCCCAGACGAUGCAUGCGGCGACAUACCUUUCGUACGGGGCGUUCGGGUCAUCACUUGGCCCGUCCGUCGACUCGAGCGGCAAAACGCUCGACGCCACAUCGACAGACGCGAUGUACACUGCGCGCCAUCGAAUGGCCCGGCGGCUGCAUGGCCGCUGGGGCGCACCAUUGGCGGAGCGCUUGGAAUCAGCGUACCGCAUAGAUGGCCAGGCUCAGCAAGACGAGGCCGAGCCUAUGGACGAGGAUGAGGCGGCGGCACGCAGCCUGGCCACCGAGGCAGCAGCGCUGGACCCCGAGCUGGAUGCAGGGCUCCUUGAGCACGCCCUAGAGGCGCUCGAUGUCGACCUGAUCCUACGGGAAAACCAGCUCCGGCUGGAGGAGCUGCAGGAGCUGCAGUGGGCGCGCGCUCGGAUGGAGUAUGCGCACGCUAGCUCCGCGCAUGUGCGCGAACGCGAGCAUGCCCUGGCGGAGGACGUGCUCGCGUCGCUGACGGACCUGCUGCUGCGCGUGCCGCCGAACGCCGUGACCGCGACGGCCCGUGCCGCGGGCCCCAUGGUGCUGCUGUCGCAGGUGGUCCUUGCGUCGUCGCUCACACCAACGUCGGCGCUGUCGCAUGGGUUUUACGGCACACUCAGCGUGCCCGUGCAUGGCGCCAAGACGCAGGCGCAGCUGCCAGGCGCCCACGACCCGAACUCCUUGCCGGUGUGGGCGCCGCUCCUGCGGCCCAGCACCGUGGCGGAUAAUGCGACGGCCCGGCCGGGAGCGGACCCCCGUGUUCUCGCGUAUGCGUGGGACGACGCGCAGGCAUCGCCCGCGCAAGCUGUCAAGGCGGCGAUGGGCCCAGCUGUGCCGUACGGCCAAGGCGGUGUGCGCCCCGUCCCGGUGCUGGGGGGAAUCAGCUCGCCUCUAGCCACGACGCAGGUGGGCGCUCAGCUAGGCACACGCCCUGCACGCCCAGUAUCGCGGCCCUCGUAG